Molecule: messenger RNA, 1170 nt
Organism: Bathycoccus prasinos
Lineage: Eukaryota; Viridiplantae; Chlorophyta; Mamiellophyceae; Mamiellales; Bathycoccaceae
Exons: 1
Coding region: 1-1170 (389 amino acids)
Biological process (GO): transcription elongation by RNA polymerase II
Cellular component (GO): Cdc73/Paf1 complex
Molecular function (GO): RNA polymerase II complex binding; chromatin binding
Source: RefSeq, a predicted model, not a curated record
AUGGACACCACCGUCGUGGACGAAACGAAUCGAUUGAAGAGAGAGACGGCUUUUUUGUGCCCGAUGCAGUUUAGGAACAAUUUACCGCCGCCGAGGGCGUUGGAUUGGAAGUUAUUGCGAAGGAAAGGAAGUUUAGUAGACGACGACAUGAUGGCGGAACAUAACGUGGCCUUACUGUACGACGAGUUGAGGCGAUCGACGAGAAUGUUUUCGGAAGAUUUGGGGAUAAAUUUGGACCCGAUUGGCUCGGACGCGUUUCGAGCGGCGAGGACAAAAGGAGAGAUUCACCCGGACGAUUUGAUAUUAUUAGCCAACGAUUCCGCCAAGGAUAAGGAGACGAAGAGUGGAACUGGGAGGAAACCGGACGUUAAUAAAGCGAUGUGGUUGAUGAAUACGAAAUACAUUUCCGAAGGCGGUUUGUCGUUGAAGACGGGGAUAUCGGAAAAGUCGAAUUUGAUUUUAAAAAGGCAAAGAGAGUUGAGAGAAGAAGAAGAAAAGUUAGAUCCGAGUUUGAGAGAUUACAACAAAUCGUUGUCGGAACGGGAGAAGCAGAUCCUGGCGAUCAAGAAAUCGUUCGAAGCGGCGGAGAAGUUAACUUUAGAAACGGCGACGCACCCGAGGAACAAGAGUUUGAAACCGAUCUCGGUGACGUCGGUGUUUCCAGAUUUCAAGGUUUGGCCGCAAAACUUUGUGAGGUUGACGUUUGAUGAGGACCCAACGUUAGACGUGGAAGGCGUGAGCGACGCGGCGGAGAAUCUCAAGGAGAAAGCGAUGCAAAAAGCGCUGGUGAAACCGAUGAUGGUUGAAGACGAAGCCGGGCGGCCGGACAAGUUCAUCGCGUUACUGCUCCCGAAAGACGCCGCAAAUGCAGAAAAUGUAAAGAUAUUGGACGAAAACGAAAACGAAAACGGAACGGAGUACGAUUGGGUGAGAGAGUACAAAUACGCGGUGAAAACUGAAGAUAUUAACACGGUGUGCUUUUAUUUCGGUAAAGAUCGCGUCACGUACGCCGAUUUGAACACGAAGAUAACCUGUCAAAAGAAAGCGAAGAGCACGAAAGGCAGGGAAGGCCAGGCCUGGAAACCGGUUUCCGUGCACGUGAAGAAACGUAAACGCACGGAAGAGGAAGAGGAGAAAAGAGCGGGGAAGUUAGCCGCCAUAGAAGCUUAA